AUGGGAGUUGUAGUUUUUAUUUUGUUUUGGCUGGAGCCACAGCAAGACAAGUUCGAGUCACUUUAUUCCCUGCAUCCUCGAGGUCCUGCUGCCACACUGAGAUCGCCUGUGCCAAGACCUGGCACUCACAUUUCUCUCUUAGGUUCCUCCCCAUUUAAAACAGCUAAACUGGAUAUGGGUGAGUGGGACUUCCUUGGCCGGCUGCUAGAUAAAGUGCAGUCCCAUUCCACGGUGAUUGGGAAAAUCUGGCUGACUGUCCUUUUCGUCUUCCGCAUCCUGGUCCUAGGGGCCGGCGCAGAGAAGGUCUGGGGCGAUGAGCAGUCGGACUUUGUCUGCAACACGGAACAGCCGGGCUGCGAGAAUGUGUGCUAUGACGACGCCUUCCCCAUCUCGCAUGUGCGCUUCUGGGUGCUGCAGAUCCUGUCCGUCUCCACGCCCACGCUGGUCUACCUCGGCCACGUGCUGCACGUGGUCCACAUUGAGAAGAAGGUCCGCGCCCAGAUGAGCAAGCAGAUCCCAGAUCAGCAGAUGAACAUGUUCCUCAUGAAGAGCUACAAGGUGCCCAAGUACAGCAAGGACGACGGGAAGGUGAGCAUCCGCGGACGCCUCCUGAGGAGCUACAUCAUCAGCCUUUUCAUCAAGAUCCUGCUGGAGGUGGCCUUCAUCCUGGGCCAAUACUACCUUUACGGCUUCACCCUAGAUGCCCGCUAUGUCUGCAGCAAGUCCCCCUGCCCGCAUCAGGUGGACUGCUUCCUGUCCAGGCCCACAGAGAAGUCCGUCUUCAUCUGGUUCAUGCUGGUGGUGGCCUGCGUUUCGCUGCUUCUCAACGUGGUCGAGAUGGGCUACCUGACCGUCAAGAAGGUCAAGGAGUGUUUGAACCGGCGGCAGGACUACACGGUCACGCCUAUCACUCCAGUUUUGGAGCACCGGGAUUUCAAGGCCAAGGACGAGGUGAUCGAGAACUGGCCGAACAGGGAGGGGGAGCCGCAGAAGAAGGAGCAGGUGACCAGGAGUGUGGCGUCUGAGGACAACAGCGCUAACAUGGAGGAGGUACACAUCUGAUCCAGCCUGCAACCAGGGCAGCCUCUGCAAACACAGGGAUCUCCCAUGCACCCUGGCCAGUGUAAACAUUGGCUGAGAGGGGUCGCGUGUCUGGCUUGAGUGUGUCCAGGGGUAAUGCCUCAGUGGCUUACAGUAGAUUGUAAACAUAAGCCUUUUUGGUUUUGUAGCAGCUAGGAUUGCAUAACAGCAGACAUAACUGUUUUUUCUUUUUUUUUCUUUAGUUUUGUCCUUAGAUAGAUUUGUGUGCGGAAUCUUGUGUGAUGUAUUAUUUUCAAAUAAAAUUCACGUAUUUGAUUGACUAUGAACCUUGAGUGUGUGAUUUCACUUGAAACCUUCAUAGGCUGUGCAAGUGUUAUUAUAGGGACUCUUCGUUCGUUACAGAGUCUGUUAAAGCACCCUGAAUAGUGACAAGACUUUCGAAGGACAUGAGUGAACCUCUGUACAGCACAGAGCACAUAAUUACUAAUCCAAAGGUGCUGAAGUGAGUGACAGCUUGCUUAACCAAUGCUUGCGGCCCAAAACUCAUAAAUGACAUUCAUUUUUCUGUUAUCCUGCUGAGAUAGAGAGUAUAGAUAAAUACCAGUGGUUUGGCUUUAU
Messenger RNA from Clupea harengus (Atlantic herring), 1659 nucleotides. RefSeq names its product gap junction protein, alpha 11 (gene gja11). Lineage: Eukaryota; Metazoa; Chordata; Actinopteri; Clupeiformes; Clupeidae. Gene Ontology annotation, cellular component: connexin complex. The record is from RefSeq and is a predicted model, not a curated record. Gene Ontology annotation, molecular function: gap junction channel activity. Gene Ontology annotation, biological process: cell-cell signaling.